Molecule: messenger RNA, 2499 nt
Organism: Eublepharis macularius
Lineage: Eukaryota; Metazoa; Chordata; Lepidosauria; Squamata; Eublepharidae
Gene: RGL3
Product: ral guanine nucleotide dissociation stimulator like 3
Exons: 18
Coding region: 1-2499 (832 amino acids)
Biological process (GO): positive regulation of GTPase activity; Ras protein signal transduction
Cellular component (GO): plasma membrane
Molecular function (GO): guanyl-nucleotide exchange factor activity
Source: RefSeq, a predicted model, not a curated record
AUGGGCAAGGCGGAGCUGGCGAUGACACCCCUACAGCAGUGGGGUGAGGAGGCGGAAGAUGGGGCGAUCUACAGCAUCACUCUUCAGCGGGUGAAGGCAGAAGCAGCGGCUAGCGGAUCGGCUCACCUGGAGGAUCUCAACCUGCCAGGCUGCCCCUUCGUGCAUUACCGCACCUGCAAGAAGCGUACGUUGCGGGCUGCGACACUCCCUGGCUUGGUGAGGUGGUUGGUUGCAUCUGGUGCGGAGGGUGACCAUGGCUACGUUCCGAGCUUCUUGGCCACCUAUCAGGCCUUCGCCACCCCUACGCAAGUGCUGGAUAUGCUGCUGCCCCUGGGGCCAGACAACUGCAGGGCAGUGCUACGUGUGUUGGAGCUCUGGCUACAGGAUCACCCUGAGGAUUUCUGGGAACCCCCCGAGCACCCCAAUCUACACAGAACCCUGCACUUCCUGCGCCAGUCUGCCCAGGACUCCCCAGCGUGUGCUGCGGCAAAGGGCCUCCUCCAAGCUCACAAAAAGGAGGAAGAGGAGUACGGAAGAGAGGCCACCGAGGCUGAUGAGGAAAGGACUCAAGAGGUCUUGUCUAACUGCCACACAGGUGCAGAGAUCCCCAGGGUGGGCCUGCCCCAGGUUACGACGGAGGCAGGAGCCCACAAGGAGUUACCAGCCCUGCUGUCCUUUUCUGUGGAGGAGGUGGCUGAGCAGCUGACCCUGAUGGAUUCCAACCUGUUCCAAGCGGUGCAACCUUUCCAUUGCCUGGGCUGCGUGUGGUCUCAGCGAGACAAGAAGGAGAAGCAGCGAGCGGCUCCCAGCGUCCGUGCCACGGUUGCCCAGUUCAAUGCAGUGACCAGCUGUGUCACCACAUCCGUGCUUGAAGAUCUGACCUUGCGUAUCCCCCAGCGCGCCCAGCUGAUGGAGAAGUGGAUUGAGAUUGCCCAGCGGUGCCGAGAUCUACGGAAUUUCUCCUCGUUGUAUGCCAUCCUCUCUGCGCUGAAGUCCAACUCCAUCUAUCGACUCAAGCGCACCUGGGCUGCAGUGAACAGGAACGCCAGGAGCUCCUUCCAAAAGCUCUCUCAGAUCUUCUCCGAAGACAACAAUCACUUGAACUGCCGAGAAAUCCUGCUGCAGGAAGGAGGCGUUUUGGGCUCGAGGGAGGGGUGCAGCAGCCCUCAGGUGCCAGCCGGGACCCCUCUGGAGCUGAACUCUCAGGCCAGGCGAAUGGCCCCCACCGUCCCAUAUCUUGGCACCUUUCUGACUGACUUGAUUAUGCUGGACACAGCACUACCAGAUUCUGUAGAGGGCAAUCUCAUUAACUUCGAGAAGAGGCGGAAGGAAGCAGAGACCCUUGCCGUGAUCCAACAGCUGCAGGAGUCGUGUCGGGGAUACAGCUUUUGCCUGAACCCGUCCUUCCACCUGGCCUUUCACGGGUAUCAGAAGCUUUCUGAGGAGCAGAGCUACCGGAUUUCCCGUGUGAUCGAGCCUCCGGCUGACUCCUGCCCCAACUCCCCAAAGCUGCGUCGCGGCCUCACCAAGCGCUUCGGCUCACUUCUCUUGGGCUCAGACGCCUCUGCCACAUCGCCUGGCCCUGACAGAUCGGGAAUCUCCCCAAAGGGAUCUUUCAGCAACCUUCAUUCGGGGGAUGGGCUCGGCGCCUCUUGCUCCCCAACUCAGGGAGCCCCCCUUUGCAAGGACGUGCCUGCAUCUCAAGGGAUUCUCUGCCCUCUGCUUCAGGCACCCCCACCCUCCCCCCUCUCUAAGCAACGUGGGACUGAGUCACGCAUCAUCCGUGUCAGCGUGGACAACGUCCACGGCAACCUCUAUCGUAGCAUUGUGAUAACAAGCCAGGACAAGGCUGCAGCGGUGGUGCAGCGGGCCUUGCAGAAGCACAACCUGGAGGAGGCCUCGCUGCACAACUACCAGCUCUUACAGCGUUUGGAGGGUGGCCAAGAACUGCUGAUCCCUAGCAGUGCCAAUGCCUUCUAUGCCAUGAACCCGGCUGGCCCUUGUGACUUCCUGUUGCGCCGCAAAGAAGAAGGUCCCCGUCCCUCAGCCAUGAGGGCCACGCAGCCUGGAAGCAGAACCACAUACCCCACAUCUCACAACCUGGACACCAUGGCGGCCACUGCUCCUGCAGGUCCUACGUCUUCUUCUCCUCUUCUCUCGACAACUCCAUGUCCAGCUCCCACCUCCUCGUCUCGGGGAGUUCAGGAGCCCGUCACUCUCCAUAGCUCCCCUCUUCCCCCCGUGCUUCUCCCUCAUUGCCCACCAUCCCGGGAGCCCUUCAGCCCGGCCUCUUCUAACAGAGCUGCGGCUUCUCCCUUAGAGAGGUCACAGACUCCUGCUUCUGUAAUGCAGUGGCUUCCCGGCCAGCUUCUAGAGGCUUUGUUUCGCCCAUUUUCCCCCAGUGACUGGGCUGUUCCUGUCCUAUCAGCCCCUCAAGAUGGAGAAAGCUUGAAUGGGCCAGAGCUUUUGCCCCAAAGCAACAAGGACUCAGGGCCAUAG